AUGAGCAUCACCCAGACUUACUACCUGGCCCACAAGGCCAGGUCUAAGCUCUCUCACGAGGCUGCCCGCCCCGAUCACAACCUCCGCCUGCUCGUUGGCCACGCCAACCUGCUAGACUCCCUGAUGGUUGAGCUUGCCGAUGCCGAGCGUGAGCAAGAGUCGUGGUUCAACCAAUCCGUCCGCAGCGCAUCACCGAAGAAGGAGGAGAAGCACAUCCAGUGGGCCGACACCGUCAUCGAGGACCCGGAGGAGGACUGGGAUGCCGAGGACGCCGACUCCGACUCCUCAUCAGACUCCGAUAGCGACUUUGAUGACGAGGAUGUUGAGAUGGCCGACAUUGUCUCCCUGACCCGGGUGGCUUCAAACAAGAUUGUGCCGCAGAGCCCGGCUAUGGAGGUGGACGAGGACUUUGAGGAGGAGGAUGAGGAGGAGGACUACGCACACCUUACCCUGACCCGAUCACCGUCUCACUCCGCAUCACCACCGGAGCUUGAGCACGACUCCGACUCAUCAGAAGACGAGUCGAUGCCGCCAUCCCCGCCAUCCACCGUGCUACCGACAUUCUCGGAAAAGCAGAGGGAAUCAAUCGCUUCGACAGAAUACUCAGAGAAGGACUCAGAUUUCUACGACCAAGGCUACUACUUGCCGCCGCGAAAUCCGGCAAGGCUGGUCUCGGCGAUAUCUGUCUACUAA
Messenger RNA from Phaeoacremonium minimum UCRPA7, 693 nucleotides. RefSeq lists its product as hypothetical. The transcript has a single exon. The record is from RefSeq and is a predicted model, not a curated record. Lineage: Eukaryota; Fungi; Ascomycota; Sordariomycetes; Togniniales; Togniniaceae. Bases 1 to 693 code for a protein of 230 amino acids.